UUAUAAAUUGAGGAGUCUGGGGGCAUCGGUGAGCAUACAAUAGAGAGAGAGAGAGAGAAAAGGGAUGGAGAUAUGGGUGGUGGCGCUAUGGAUAGCAGGUGCUUUAGGGUGUGUGACAUGGCUGCUAAAGAGGGCCAACGGGUGGCUGUACGAAACUCAUCUCGGAGAAAUGCGCCACUCUCUUCCGCCGGGUGAUCUGGGCUGGCCUUUCAUCGGCAACAUGCUCCCCUUUCUUCGAGCUUUCAAGUCCCCCGAUCCUGAAUCUUUCAUGCGCAACCUCACCGCCAGAUACGGAGGUGGAGGAGUGUACAAGGCGUUCAUGUUUGCGAAGCCUAGUGUGUUGGUGACGAGCCCAGAAGCAUGCAAACGAGUGUUAACAGAUGACGAAGCAUUUAAGCCUGGUUGGCCCAGCUCCACCGUCGACCUCAUCGGCAAAAACUCAUUCGUUGGCAUAUCUCACGAAGACCACAAGCGUCUUCGCCGCCUCACUGCAGCUCCUGUCAACGGACACGAGGCUCUUUCCCUCUAUUUGCAAUACAUUGAGGAUAAUUUCAAAUCUUCACUGGAACAAUGGUCCACCAUGGGCGAGAUCGAGUUCCUGACCCAGGUCAGAAAGGUCACUUUCAGGAUCAUUAUGUACAUCUUCCUGAGCUCCGAGAGCAACUCCGUCAUGGAGGCUUUAGAGAGGGAAUACACAGCGCUUAACUAUGGUGUGAGAGCCAUGGCCAUCAAUCUUCCUGGGUUUGCAUACCAUAAAGCACUCAAGGCCCGCAAAAAGCUUGUGGCUAUAAUACAAUUAAUAGUGGACGCACGCAGAGCAGAGAGGAGCUGGUCAAAAAAGAAAGACAUGCUGGAUGCUCUGUUGGAUGUUGAGGAUGAGAAGGGCAGAAAAAUGAGCGACGAUGAAAUCAUCGACGUACUGGUGAUGUACUUGAAUGCAGGUCAUGAAUCUUCCGCCCAUAUCACUAUGUGGGCUACUGUGUUUCUUCAGGAGCAUCCCCAAUUUCUUCACAAGGCCAAGCAAGAGCAAGAAGAGAUCCUAAAAAGGAGGCCGCCCACGCAAACGGGAUUGAGCCUAAAAGAAGUUCGAGAGAUGGAUUAUCUUUCUAAGGUGAUUGACGAAACACUUCGUUUGAUUACAUUCUCCCUUGUGGUUUUCCGAGAGGCAAAAUCCAAUGUCAAUGUAAACGGAUAUAUGAUACCCCGGGGCUGGAGAAUUCUGGUGUGGUUCAGAAGUGUUCACUUUGAUCCUGAAAUCUAUCCAAAUCCAAAGGAAUUCAAUCCUUCAAGAUGGGAUAAUCAUACAGCGAAAGCAGGGACUUUCCUUCCCUUCGGAGCAGGAAGCAGGCUGUGCCCUGGAAAUGAUCUUGCAAAACUUGAAAUUUCCGUCUUUCUGCAUCAUUUUCUCCUUAAUUAUAAGCUUGAACGUCUAAAUCCUGAAAGUACAGUCAUGUACCUGCCUCAUUCAAGACCAAAAGACAACUGCUUGGCAAGAAUCAAGAAAAUUUAGAAUCAUGUAUAAGACUAUUCUUGCUCCUUAAUAAACAUUAAUAAAUGAUUUCUGCACUCAGUCA
Molecule: messenger RNA, 1574 nt
Organism: Mercurialis annua (annual mercury)
Lineage: Eukaryota; Viridiplantae; Streptophyta; Magnoliopsida; Malpighiales; Euphorbiaceae
Product: ent-kaurenoic acid oxidase 1-like
Exons: 6
Coding region: 65-1510 (481 amino acids)
Biological process (GO): brassinosteroid biosynthetic process; sterol metabolic process; multicellular organism development
Cellular component (GO): endoplasmic reticulum
Molecular function (GO): heme binding; iron ion binding; ent-kaurenoic acid monooxygenase activity
Source: RefSeq, a predicted model, not a curated record